AAAUUGAACGCCUCCUUCGCCCAAUCACAUCAUCCUCUUUCCCCUCGCAGAAACCUUUCAAAACCCUCGCUAUACUGCUACCCUCUCACCACUAGCUUGGUGGUGCUCCGACGAUUAGCCUUUUUAUCACCGACUUCUCCGGAUUUAACAGCCACCACUUCGCCGGUAACAAUGGCGUCUCCCGUUCCUUCCGAUGUUUGCGAUGGACCAGUCCUCAGUCUCAUCAACAAGCGUCUCCGCGCCCUUCGCAAGAAGCACAAUCGCAUUCUUCAGAUGGAGGAGGCUAUUGCUCAAGGAAAACCCAUCAACAAAGAGCAAGAGGAAGUCCUUCGCUCUAAACCUACUGUGUCUGCCCUAAUCGAUGAGCUUGAAAAGCUUCGCCCACCGCUUGCGUCGGCUGUCUCCGAGGAAAUCAACUUGGCUGUUCAACGCCAGCAGGCAAGUGUCUCCCCUCAACCCGUUUCAACUGAUGAUUCACCUUCUGAGGUUGUGGAUGACAAGACCCGUGACGAGAAAGACCAGUACGAGCACGCUGUGGUCGAAGAUCUUCUAAACCUCCUCUACUUUGGCUCUUUGUUUGACGUCAAGUCUCAAAGCGAUUUCACUUCGACGAUGCUUACGAGAACGCACGAGAGGGGUUGCUGCCUCACGUACGAUUAUGUCACUGACGAUGCUACCGAUCUUCUGGCCGAGAGGGAUCUGGAUUUGAUAUCGACGAUGAGCGGGCUACUGAUCUCUCGUCCCGUAGAUUCGAAUUUGCCGCAUAAGAAUGCGUUGGAGCGUUGCAUCGAGCACGCUAAUCUUUGGCUCACGAAGGCAGACAAGUCUAUUGGGCCCAACACGGAUGUUACUUAUGCGAACUUGAGAGAGAGGCUGCACAAGAUAAUGGCGUCGGAGUACUUCACUACCACGCCUGAGAUAAAAGGUCCUGUUGAAGUAGCUGCUGUUGCUGCAGGAAAUUAUGCCAAUUUCCAGGUUCCGGUAGCUGUCCAUGAAGAAGAUUCUGUUGCAAAGUUUCAACAAACGGACGUUGACGUGGGAGAAUUGCAAGGAGAUGAUAUCAGUGAUGAUCAACCUGGUUCUGCUGACGAGUUGCCCAGAGAUAUGCCGGAGGCCGGAAAUUCUUCUGAACUCCUCAUAUCACAGCAAGAAGUGAGAUCAGAAGAAUUUGAGCUGAAACAUGGGGAUGGAGAUGCAAAAGAACAGCAAUAUGUUCCUCGAAGGUCCUAUAUGAACCAAAGAGGUGGCAGAAGAGGAGGAUACCCUAAUGGUCGUGGAGGUCGCGGUGAUGGAAGGGGUGGAGGUUCCUACCAGAAUGGACGCCCUCGAUACUAUGACCAGUCAGGAAAUUAUUACCAGAGGAACUACUAUAAUGGUCGAGGAAGAGGUGGUGGGAGGGGUGGUGGCGGCCACUCAUACAACAGCCAUGGUUCAGCCCAAGGUGCUCCCAACUCUGCAAGUAUUGGCGUGGCUUCGUGAUUAUUCUAUGAAUGUCCUUGGGGGCUGUUUCUCAGAAGUGGAUGGGUGGUUCGCAUGUCUGUUGCUUUUCAUUAUUCCCUCUCCCCUAUUUGGACAUUGGUGCUCGUUGAAUUCACCAUCCAACAUCUUGUUUUUUGUAGUUCUAGUUUUGAUGGAUCCAAUGGAAGCUGUAUAAAAAGGCAGAUAUCGCCAAACCACCAUUUGAUCCUAAGUUAUUUUGUGGACGUGAGUUGAUGAUGAUGCUUAGAUAUUUUAAGGUUUGAUAUGGUUAUCUCGUUUUAGUUAUUGAGUAUGCGUAGUUCUUAA
This is a messenger RNA of Cucurbita maxima (winter squash), 1785 nucleotides long. RefSeq lists its product as uncharacterized. Lineage: Eukaryota; Viridiplantae; Streptophyta; Magnoliopsida; Cucurbitales; Cucurbitaceae. The coding region runs from base 172 to 1479 and encodes 435 amino acids. The record is from RefSeq and is a predicted model, not a curated record. The transcript is spliced from 4 exons.